AUGCAUAAUUAUUCGAAUAUUGUUCGCAGUAUGAGUGAUUCUAGUUUGCAUCAAAAAAUGUUUUUUUUGGAAAAAAGAAAAGUAAAGAAUUAUAUAUGUAAUUUACAUACAAUAAAUCAAUCUUUUAACAAAAUAUCGAUUAAAAUACCUACUAAUCAGCAUCUAAUAACUACAUCUUCUAAAAAAAUAUCUUAUUCAUUUCAAGGUAAUAAACAUAUGAAAUAUCUGUUGGAUUGGAAUUCAAAAGAAAUUUGCAAAUGGCUAUAUAGAAAUGGAUUUAAUAUUUAUGUUGAAAGAGAUUCUUUAAAAAAUCGUAUCAUUGGAAAGCCACUUUCAAGACCAGUAAAAUAUGCUCGAAUAAAACGAUUGCAGUAUCUUGAGGAUCAAAAGGAAACUUUAAGAUUAUAUCACAUGAUCAAUAAAUAUGUAAAUUGUAGCAUAACUGAUGGUAAAGAAAGUCUAGUAAAAAAAAAAGAAUUACCUAUGUCAAAAUACCAUACAUCAGUAUGUUAUCAUAAGGAAGAUUCUAAAUCAUUAACUUUUCUACCUUGGAUAAAAUCAUCUGAUAAUAUAGUUCAAAACAAUUCGGAAAAUAUUUUUAAAGUAAGCAAUUUUAAAUCUAGAAAGUUAGCUAACUCGUAUGGAACCUUAAUAUCUGAUCAAUAUACAGAAAAAAUACAAGAAAAACAGUACUUGAUUUCAUUCUCUUCUGAUGAGGAAACCUUUCAUGAUUCUAAAAGUUUUUUAAAGAAUUUUUUAACUCCAAAAAAUUCAAUUUUUAAAUUAUUUAAUUCGAAUGCUCAUAGAAAGUUAAAAACUAAUACUAUUAAUAAUAAUAGUAAAGAAUCUGCUUUUUUUUUAAAACUAUUUAUGCCCAAGAGUAAAAAAUUUCAAAAUUAUAAUGAUUUUUAUAAAACAUCAUCUUAUAAAAAUGAUAAUUUUUAUGAAAAAAAUCAAAACUUUCAAAUAAAAAAGAAAAGGAGUAAUAUUUUUGAUAUUAGUGAUAAAUUUAUGAGGUUUUUACGAAAAAAUGCCACCUGUGUAGAUUCUUCUGGUUUUAAGAUUUAUCAAAAUGUUUCUAAAUACAAAAAACUUAAGAAAACAGAAUCUUGUGAAUUUUUAAAUAAUACUAAUGCAACAAAAAAUUCGAAUACAUUAUUUUCAAAUACCUAUAAAUCAUAUAAACUUAAAAAUAUUAAAAAUAUUAUAACAAAAAGCAAUAUUAGUAAUUCGUGGACGCCAAAAACUCUUAAUUUAAAAAAUAAAAAUCGCACUUUAGAAUUAACUAAAAUAGUUCAAUCUACUAAAGAUAGAGAAACAUUUGUAAUUGUUGAUUUAACUGACUGUAUAAAUGCUUCUGAUAUUAGAAAACAGUUAUGUAGAAAAUUGGGUAUUAUAGAAUUAUGGUCUGAAUGUCGCAUUUUUAGUACUCAGAUUUAUACUAAAGAUUAUGAUGAAGAGUUAGAUGAUGAAAAGUUAAUUUACGCAAGAUUUUAUGCAGAUAAUAUUGGAACUUUGAAAUUUUAUGUAGAAUUUCCUUCGAAAAAAGUAGAUAAAAACAUAUGUGAUACAAUAUCAGUUUAUUCAAUUCCUCGUAAUGAAUUAUUGGAACAAGAAAACAUUUAUUUAAAUCUAUUAUCUAAUUCUCCUAUUUUACUAAAUAAAAAUAAUAAUGGUUCUCAAAUUUUUAAUAAUUUUUUCAAAAUUUCCUCAAAUAUUUCCAAUAGAAAAAUGAAUUUAGAAUCUAAAAUUCAAAAAUCAUUUAUAUCAAAAUCCGAGUGGGAUAAUAAUAUAUCCAUUAAGAAUCAAAGUUAUAAAUUAGAAACUAAUAAAAAAACAUUUUUAAAAAAAACAGUUCAAUUUCAAAAGAAUAAUAUUUAUAAUAAUUUAAGUAAUCAAAAGAGAAAAAUAGAUUUCUUUGAUGUUUUUCAAAAUAAUGAAGAAAAUGUUAAUUUUCAUAUUAGAAAAAUUAAAGAUAAUAUAAAUACUAGAUUGGAUUCUUUAUUAAAUCAAAACGGAAAUUUAGGAUAUUUAAAAUCUUUCAACAAUAUACAACUUAAUAAUAAUAAACAUAUUAAUGUUGAAAAAUUACAAUUAUCUAAAAAAUUAAACACUAAUAUUAUUACUGAUUUACCUGCUAUUUUUAACAAACUAUUUCCCUCAAAUUUAGAAAAAAAAUUAAUAAAACAAAUAAAUACAUUAAACUUAAACGAAUCUUCUGAAAAAUCAUAUCAAAAUAUAGAAAGUAUAUUAAAAGGAUAUUCUGAGAAAAACAAUAUGUCUUUUGAAAAUGAAAUUCAACUGAAAAAAAAUACGUAUAAUUUAAAAAAUAGCUAUAUUUUUUUUGAAUCUGACAAUUUACUUUUUGAUGUAUAUGAUGAAAAUGUUCAUGAUUAUUCAUGUUCUAAAAAGGAAAUUAAUAAGAAUAUUUUAAGUUUUAAAAAUUCUGAUAUAGAAAACUCAUUAAUUAAUACAGAUUUUUCUACGAGAAAUAUAGUUAAGAUACAAGAAUUGUCAGAAAAAUUAUAUAAUAAAAAAUGUAAAAUUAAAUAUUCUAAUAAUGAACAUAGAUUAAAAAAAUCAUUAGAAGAGUUGCCUAAUUUAAAUUUAUUUGAACUUCAAAAUUCUCAUACUCAAAAUCAAACAGUUUCUAAAACUAGAAUACUUUCUAUUAUAGAAAAAAGCCUUCAACCUAAAGAAGUUUUAGAUUUAUCUAAUAGUAGUUUUAUUGAUGAAAUAGAAAACGAUCAAGAAAUAUUUUGGGCAAUAAAACCAAAAAGAAUGUCUAAUAAAAUGUUUUCUGAGAAAUUGAAGGAUUUUAAGAUAAAUAAUUCAAGUUAUAAUUCAAACAUAAAUAUUUUAUUAAAUGAUUUGGAAGUAAAAAAUAUCUCGAAAAUGUCCAUAGAAAAAAUAUUUUCAAAUGAAGCUACUAAUUCAUUGGCCUUAAAAAAUGUCGAAAAUAGUUAUGACUCUACUUCAUUUACAUCAUCAAUAUCAUCAACUAAAAGUAUUUUUGAAAAAAAAAUCUGUAAUAACGAUAAAUGGGGAAUUCGUCCAUCAACUCAGGUAGUUUAUGAACAUUUAGAAGACUUUUUUCCAAAUCAUGAUCUUGAUAAACCUAUAAUUAAUCAAUUGGUUGAUUUAACUAACUUAUCUGAUACAAAACAUAUUUCAGAUACAUUCUUAACACUUAAAUUUAUUUCUCCUGUUUAUUGCACUAACAUUCAAAACUGUAUGAAAUCUAUUAAAGUUGUUGCAAAAGAAGCAAAUGAAGCUCAAAAAAAAAGCGAAAAUAGUUUUAAAGAUAAUAAAUCAUUUAUACCAAGAAAAAAAAGUGCAAAAUUAUGGGGUAUAAAAUCCCAAGAAAUAAAAUUAAAUAAGGACAAGAAUGAUUAUAAUUUAGUAGAAACUAACAGUAUAAAAAAAACACCCACUUUUAAAUGGAUAAAAGGUAAAUUGAUUGGAAAAGGCAGAUAUGGGAAAGUAUAUUUAGCUAUGAAUGCAACUACUGGAGAAAUGUUAGCUGUAAAACAAGUAAAAAUUUAUGAUAAUUUAAAUAACCAAGAUCAUGAAUACCAAAAAGAUUUAAUUGAUGCUUUAAAUAUGGAAAUUGAAACGAUGAAAGAUCUUGAUCACCCUAAUGUUGUCCAGUAUUUAGGAUAUGAACGAACCAAAACAACUAUAAGCAUUUUUUUGGAAUAUGUUUCUGGAGGUUCUAUUGGAAGAUGUCUCCGAAAAUAUGGAAAAAUCGAUAAACCAACAAUACAAUUAUUUACUCGCCAAAUUUUAGAAGGACUGACAUAUUUGCAUUCUCAAGGAAUCCUUCAUAGAGAUUUAAAAACAGAUAAUAUAUUAUUAGAUGUAGAUGGAAUUUGUAAAAUAUCGGAUUUUGGAAUAUCUAAAAAAAGCAAAGAUAUUUACGACGACAAUGCAAACAUGUCAAUGCAAGGAACUAUUUUCUGGAUGGCACCUGAAGUUAUACAAAAUCGGAAACGAGGCUAUAGUGCAAAAAUAGAUAUUUGGUCAUUAGGCUGCUUAGUUCUUGAAAUGUUUGCAGGAAAACGUCCUUGGUCUAAUGAUGAAGCAAUUGGUGCUAUGUUUAAACUUGGGAACAGAUCACAAGCUCCUCCAAUUCCAGAAGAUAUUGCUUCUGAUAUUAAAGAUGACGCUCUCGACUUUCUUAAAUCAUGUUUUAUUGUAGAUCCAAGUAUAAGACCUACUGCUCAAGCUCUUCUUAAACAUCCUUUUAUAGAAAAUGCGAAUUCUGAAUUUAGAUUUUCGAAUUCUUUGUUAAGUCAACUGAUUAAAACAGAGUAA
Molecule: messenger RNA, 4317 nt
Organism: Pneumocystis jirovecii RU7
Lineage: Eukaryota; Fungi; Ascomycota; Pneumocystomycetes; Pneumocystales; Pneumocystaceae
Product: mitogen-activated protein kinase kinase kinase BCK1
Exons: 11
Coding region: 1-4317 (1438 amino acids)
Biological process (GO): protein phosphorylation
Molecular function (GO): protein kinase activity; ATP binding
Source: RefSeq, a predicted model, not a curated record